Messenger RNA from Micropterus salmoides (largemouth bass), 1302 nucleotides. RefSeq names its product troponin I, slow skeletal muscle-like. NCBI's taxonomy places the organism in Eukaryota, Metazoa, Chordata, Actinopteri, Centrarchiformes, Centrarchidae. Gene Ontology annotation, biological process: muscle contraction. The transcript has 8 exons. Gene Ontology annotation, cellular component: troponin complex. The record is from RefSeq and is a predicted model, not a curated record. The coding region runs from base 198 to 734 and encodes 178 amino acids.
CAAAUCAAAAAGGGCUGCAUUGUGUUGCAGCAAUUGUCAGGUGGACAGGGGGUCUAUUUUAGCAAGCCAUUCACAUGAGACUUUGAAUAUCUGAAUCUUUCACGAACAACCAUAAAGUGCUUUUUCUUUUCCUGACUCACCACUGUUGCUGCCCUCGCUGAUUUCAUCUCACCUUCAAGGUUCUGUAAGUUGUAGACAUGUCUGAGGGACCGAGAAAGCCAAAAUAUUCAGCAACACGCCGACUGCAUUUGAAGUCGAAACUGCUGAAGAAGGCAGCUUCUAUGCUGGUGGCUGAAAGUGAAGAGAAGAAACACCAGAAGGAAAGAGCUGUGAAUGAGUGCUUCCCUCCGCUGAAGCUGUCAGGUCUGUCAGUCCAGGAUCUCCAGGAACUUUGCAAAGAUCUGCAUCGUAAGAUUGAUGUUGUAGAUGAAGCACGUUAUGAUAUGCAGGUUAAGGUAGACAAAAAUGCAAAAGAGAUUCAGGCACUGAAUCAGAAGAUCACUGAGCUGAAGGGGGUAAAGAGGCCACACUUGAAGAGGGUGAAGAAAACUACAGAUGACAUGCUGGGUGCAUACACCGACAGCUCCAAACUCAUGAAGGCUGAUUUCAAGGCCAACCUUAAGACAGUGAAGAAGGAGGACGAAAAGAGGGAAGAAGUGACUGACUGGCGUAAGAACGUGGAGGCCAUGUCUGGAAUGGAGGGCAGGAAGAAGCUGUUUGAUGCUGGACAAUAAGCAGGUGCCUGUGUGAAACAAAGCAACGUUAAACCUUAAGUCUGGUCUAUGUUCAAUGCCUUUGUUUUUAUUAAAUCCGUUUGUUCAUCUUUAUAUCAGAAUCAUUGUGCAAAGUCAAGACGAUUUCCAUUACAGGAUCAAAUAAAUCUGGAAAAAUGGAUUUCAUUUUUAUCAAUCAUUAACAAUACAGGCGAUUGAAAUAGACAAGAUUCAGGUUAGCAAAAUAGCCUUGCUAGCAUCAGAGCACUUUUUAAUGUCACCACAUGAAUCAUUUUCAUGUAACUUUAGGUCCAGUCAACAUCCACAACCCGCCUGAAGUGGCUCUACGCCCCCCAGUUUGAGAAUCACUGCUUUAUUGUAAAUCUGUAUGUAAAAAUAGCCAUAUAUAAAUUGUAUAGUAUACAGUUCCCUUUGCAUAUUGAAAUUGUGCUUGAUGAAGACUGAUUAGCUUUAUGAGUUUGUCUUUCAAAGUGCAGUAUUUAUGUUAAACAGAUGAUGGUGCUGUCCCACUAUUUGAGAUACAUGUGAUGCUGACAUGUGAUGCUGAUUAAACCACUGUGACAACUUU